This is a messenger RNA of Ostertagia ostertagi, 885 nucleotides long. Lineage: Eukaryota; Metazoa; Nematoda; Chromadorea; Rhabditida; Trichostrongylidae. The record is from the annotation of a GenBank genome assembly.
GUAGAACAAGAUUCUUUAUUCCCACUCCUUGAAUUCGAAGAUCCAAUACGAUCUCCUGUCAAGAAGUCCGUGGUCGUAAACUCGUCCCGCAAAGGCGCUGCUGAUGGACGCCGAGAAGGCGAGCGUAUGCGUGACGCGUCGGUCGCAGAUGCUUCUAAUGAUGACUCAACUUGCUACUCGCUUGGACAAGUAAGCCGCGGCUCAAAUAAAGUCGAUUUCACGGUCGACACUUAUGGUGAAUGGAAGAAUCCACAUGUUAUUUCUCUAGAAAACAUUGUUUAUGAGGGAUUCCGACUUAACGCCACUUUGACGGAGAUCAGUGGUGAACCCAUCGAUGAGUGGAACGCGACGUUCGCUAAUGCCUCGCAACUUCAAGGCAUCUACACUUAUACGAGUCAACGAGAAGGGCUCCUUGGAACAUCGCUCACCGUAGCAUGGACAACAACGGAUGUUCUUCCGCCCACGCCACCUCCUCCCACCACCCCAACGACUACUACCACUGUAGCAACGACGACACAGGGUUUGAGAAGAUGCACUUCGUUUCCGGGACACAAUUCUGAAGGGGGCACACUGUAUCUUCAGGUGAUGUGGACAAACCGAAGGACGUGCGAUGAAUUUAAGAAUCGAACGGAUGCUGUGAAGACUAUUUACAUUAAUAAUGCAGCAGUAGAUGUCUACUGUCAGUACGGUAAUCCAGGAGCAUAUACAGUUAUCCAAAGAACGUCCCUUGAGCGGACAAGUGGGGUGGAGAUGCGAACAACACAAGGAAUGUACAUGGUGGGCGGUGACAUGCGUUCUUUCGACGGCGUUAGCUACGAUCGCGUGCGAAUGGCCAUCUUCAGGAGCGGUCAGACGCCGGUCGCGACGAAGCCGUUUUGUAGCUGA